AUGCGAAUCCAAGAGGUGUGGUCGCUGGUUGGGCUGCUGUCGCUGUCGCUGCUGCUGGUGCCGCGCGUCGUGGCGCCCGGUGACUUUGCGGCACUUGAUCCGGACGUCGUGGCAGCUGAAGGAGGAGAAGAUCGAUCAGAUGGCGCAGACGGCUCGUACAGAAGCGAUGGCGAACACGACGACGACGCUGAUGACCAUCACGUCUGGAGCGCUCGACGCCACGUCGAGAGCUUUGACUUCGAUCCGUCUCAGGGACUGACGUUCUACGUCUUUGGAGACGAAAGCGCGUGCUUCUAUGAAGACGUCAAGUUGCUGAAAGGAGGCGCUGAUGGCGGCAAAGACGAGGAGCUACGGGGCGCGUACGUCGUGGAUGCAGGUGAUUCGCACAUUGACGUGGAGGUGAAGGACCCCGAGGGCGUGACAGUGCUUCAUCAAACAGGCAAAGCCGAGGGAGAAUAUGUAGUAGCGCUCAAACACACUGGUGUUCAUGAGCUCUGCUUUCGGAAUCCAGACGCGGACGGAAAGUUGGUGACACAUGUGACGAACACGCUGCAGUCACAGCAUCCAAUCGAGAAAGAGCAUGUGAGUGGACUGGCUAAGUAUGCGUCGCAUCUAGACUUGCGUCUUGGCGAGCUUGAGUCGGAGCAGCGACUGCAGCUGAUCCGGACCGACAGACAUGCCAAAGUCGAAGAAGAAAUGAAUAAACGCGUCGUGUUCUACGGCGCGCUGGAGUGCGUUGUCUACCUCACGGUAUGCUUCUGCCAAGUGUACUACAUCAAGAGCUUGCUCGAGAACCCGCGUAAAGCGCGCACCUGGGUCUAA
Messenger RNA from Hyaloperonospora brassicae, 822 nucleotides. Lineage: Eukaryota; Oomycota; Peronosporomycetes; Peronosporales; Peronosporaceae. The record is from the annotation of a GenBank genome assembly.